UGGUGGGCGGGGCUUGCCGGCGGUCCUCAGCCUCGCGAGCGUCCACCUCAGUCGCGCGCUCAGUCCAGAGGGAAAGUUCGCGUCGACCGAAACUCGAAAGUUUGUCGGAGUGUGUUUGUCGAGGUGAUUUCUCGCACUUUACGGUCCAGCGCAGCGGCGAGUGGAGUAUAACCGAGUUUAAACGGACGAAGCAGGCGCUGCUGGGAUUAGAGAGUUUUUUUGUGGCAGGACAGGGCAGCGCGCGCUCACACGGACGCGCAUAACGCAGGAUCGUGUUUCAGUCCGAUUUGAAUUUAUUUGUGUACGAUCCGGAUCGGAUUCAGUUUGGACUGAAGAUUUAGAGGGACGACGUUUUAUCUUAAUUCGUGUGAAACUGGAGUGGACAGAAGUUAGUUUAGAAAGUUUUAUAGCCUAAAGUUCUUCAUGAUUCGGAUUUUCUCAUAUUUAAAAUAAAAACGCGUUUUAAGAGCCGGUCCGGAUCGGAUUGAUCAGACUGAAGUGAUCCUGUGGAUGUGAAUCUAAUGAGCUGACAGCAGGACUUCGAGAUGGAUCAUGUUUCCUGGAUCAUUUCUGUCCUCUGGUUCUGGUUCUGGACCGGAUUCAUCACAGCAGAGGAAGAGGUGCUGAUGAACACGAAGCUAGAAACAUCUGAUCUGAGAUGGACCAUCUACCCCAGCAGUGACCCUGAGUGGGAGGAGAUGAGCGGUUUGGAUGAGGAGGGCAACAGUGUCCGCACCUUUCAGAUCUGUCCGAAGGGAUGGUGAGACUUAGUUGAUUGAUUCGGAUGGGGAUUCGUUUCGUGGCGCGGAGCGACUCAGGUGUACGUGGAGAUCCGCUUCACUGUGAUGUGGUGUUCGGCCAGCCUUCCAGCUUCCGCACCUGCAAAGAGAUCAUUCAACCUGCACUAUUACCAGAGCGACGAGGACCAGUGGCCAGCAGCACACUGGCGCCCCGCCUGGUUGUUGGGCAACCCCUACAGCAAGGUACACACACUCACACACUCUCUCUCACUGAGUCGCGGCGGAGAGAAGAAGUCUAAUGUGAAGACGAUGCGUGUGGGUCCGCUGUCGAAGAAGGGCUUCUACCUGGCGUUCCAGGCUCAGGGUGCGUGCAUGGCCCUGCUUUCCGUCCGCGUCUUCUUCAAGAAGUGUCCCGCCGUCACCCGCGCCUUCUCCUCCUUCCCCGAGACGCUCCCUCACUCGCUGGUGCAGCAGGCCGAGGGCGUGUGUGUGAUAAACUCCGCCCCCACGGGCCAAGCCCCGCCCACCAUGUUCUGUGGGGAGGACGGUCAGUGGGUGGGGCCUCCCUCGUCCACCUGCGAGUGUAAACCGGGGUACGAGCCGGUGGACUCUGACCGCUGCAGGGCGUGUGGAUCGGGUCAGUAUAAAGCGUCUGUCGGGGGGAGUUUGUGUCGUAUGUGUCCAGACAACAGUAACACACACUCUCCUGGAUCCAGUGUGUGUUUGUGUCGCCCAGGAUUCCACCGCGCCGCCAGCGACCUUCCAGAUUCAUCCUGCACCAGACCGCCGUCGGCUCCGCGCAGCAUUGUCUAUCAGAUCAACGAUACGGUGGUGACGCUGGAGUGGUCGGAGCCGCUGGACCGCGGCGGGCGCUCUGAUCUGUCCUACAGCGUGGAGUGUGUGCGCUGCAGAGGCUCCGCCUGCGUCCCCUGCGCAGACAGCGUCACCUACAGGCCAGGGCAAGUGGGCGUGGCCGGGAGGCGGGUCAUCAUCCGUGGACUCCUCCCACACACCACCUACACCUUCACCGUCAUCGCCCAGAACGGAGUGAGCGCUGUCAGUCACGCAAGCCCCGCCUCCAGCUCCGUCAACAUCACCACCAGCAGAGACGUGGCCGUUCCAGUGUCUGGCAUCAGGAGGACUAAAGCGUCUGAGAGCAGCGUCUCCAUCAGCUGGACGGUUCCUCCACAGACGCAGCACAACAUUCAGGAGUAUCAGCUGCGCUACAGUCUGAAGGAUCAGGACGAUGGAUGGCAGUACGUCAGCAGUAAAACCAACUCUAUGGUUCUGAACGAUCUGACCCGCGCGUCACAGUACCAGGUGCAGGUCAGAGCCAGGACCGCAGCGGGAUACGGACACUUCAGCCCCGCCACCACCAUCAGCACACUACCUGACGAUGAAGAGUCUCCGUCGCGGCUGUUGCUCACCGGUGUGCUGGUUGCUAUAGGACUGCUGAUUCUCAUCGCCGUGGUGAUCGUUGCUGUGUUCUGUUUCAGGCGCUCCAGCCGCACGCGGGAUCCGGACCCGGAUAAGAGCGGCCAGUUCCUGAUGGGUCAGGGGAUUAAAGUGUACAUCGAUCCGUUCACAUACGAGGAUCCGAACGAGGCGGUGAGGGAGUUCGCUAAAGAGAUCGACGUGUCGUUCGUGAAGAUCGAGGAGGUGAUCGGUGCCGGUGAGUUCGGUGAGGUGUGUCGCGGCCGGCUCAAGGUUCCCGGGAAGAAAGAGAACUACGUGGCCAUUAAGACCCUUAAGGCUGGCUACACAGACAAGCAGAGGCGGGACUUCCUGUCCGAGGCGUCAAUCAUGGGUCAGUUCCAGCAUCCCAACAUCAUUCACCUGGAGGGAGUGAUCACAGCUUCCUGUCCCGUGAUGAUUCUGACCGAGUACAUGGAGAACGGCGCACUGGACUCCUUCCUGCGGCUGAACGACGGUCAGUUCACGCCCAUCCAGCUGGUGGGGAUGCUGCGUGGGAUAGCGUCCGGUAUGAAGUACCUGUCGGAGAAGAGUUAUGUUCACCGGGAUCUGGCGGCGCGAAACAUCCUGGUCAACAGUAACCUGGUGUGUAAGGUGUCUGACUUCGGCCUGUCCAGAUUCCUGACAGAGAACUCGUCUGACCCCACGUACACCAGCUCACUGGGCGGGAAGAUCCCGAUCCGCUGGACGGCUCCUGAAGCCAUCGCCUUCCGUAAGUUCACCUCGGCGUCAGACGUCUGGAGCUACGGCAUCGUCAUGUGGGAAGUGAUGUCGUUCGGAGAGAGACCCUACUGGGACAUGAGCAACCAGGACGUGAUCAACGCCAUCGAGCAGGACUACCGCCUGCCUCCUCCCCCAGAAUGCCCUGCGUCUCUGCACCAGCUGAUGCUGGACUGCUGGCAGAAGGAGAGAUCGUCUCGCCCGCGCUUCUGUGCCAUCGUCUCUGCCCUCGACCGACUGAUACGCAACCCAGCCUCGCUCAAGAUCACCGGACGCAUCUCAGACGGGCCAUCUCACCCUCUGCUGGACCAGCGUCCUCCGCCGUCGCUCUCUCACUGCAGCUCAGUGUCCGACUGGCUCCGGGUCAUCAAGAUGGAGCGAUACGAGGACAACUUCCUGCAGGCCGGCUUCACCUCCAUCCAGCUCCUCUCACACAUCUCCACCGAGGAUCUUCUGCGGAUCGGCGUGACUCUAGCGGGACACCAGAAGAAGAUUCUGUCCAGCGUCCAAACGCUGCGGGUCCACGGCGGCUCCCUGCGAUACUGACGCUUCCCAGCAUUCCCUGCUUCGCUACCAGACUGAUCGACCAAUCACUGUGCAGCACCACAGAGCCAGCCAAUCAGGACAGAGACAGACGUCAGAGACUGAUGGAUUUUCUCUUUGGUCUCAGGAGCGUCUCAUGAAGAGACGGACGAGCGUUACGUCACAGACAUCAGAGGAUGACGUGUUACAGUUGCCGCGGCAACACCGCUGCAUUAUGGGAGCUUAAUCGGAUCUUCACAUUGAAGAUCAUUAUAAUUAUUAUUAUAAAGUGAGAUUAUUUUGUAAUUAUUAUUUUGUACGUAUCAAAACAGCACAAAUAAUGAACGAAUGUUUGUUUAGCAAAAGUACUGUGGGAGCUGUCAAUCAAACAGAGUGUAAUCUGUGUGACCAAUCACAUUAAAGAUCUGCACUGGCCCCUCCCAGCAGAGCAGCUGCA
Molecule: messenger RNA, 3912 nt
Organism: Cyprinus carpio (common carp)
Lineage: Eukaryota; Metazoa; Chordata; Actinopteri; Cypriniformes; Cyprinidae
Gene: ephb4b
Product: eph receptor B4b
Biological process (GO): axon guidance; protein phosphorylation; central nervous system projection neuron axonogenesis
Cellular component (GO): neuron projection; plasma membrane
Molecular function (GO): transmembrane-ephrin receptor activity; protein binding; ATP binding
Source: RefSeq, a predicted model, not a curated record